AUGGCUUCUAUCCAUGGAUUAUCAGCUGCCAGUCUUAUCAAAAUUGCAAGAGCAAGUUUCAAUAAAAUUGCUUCCCUGGAAUGGUUUGAUCUCUCUGUGCUGAACAAAUUCUUCAAUGAUGGUUGCUUUAAUCUUUCUGGUGAUGAGAUAAAAGACGUAGAGCUUGCAAUUCUUCUGCUAGCUUCUGCUGACAAGGUUGACAGCCGACAGUUUGAACAUGCACGAAAGUUCCUAAACUUGUGUGAUUUCUUGUCUUCCAAUGCUGGAAGUUCAAUACAAAGGGUGGUGCAUUAUUUCAGUAAGGCUCUUCGAGAGAAGAUGGAUGGAGAAACUGGGGCAACCACAUCAAAGGCUGGGGAAAGCAGGGGAGGAGAACUAUCGCAUCCAGAUGAGACAAUGGUGAGUUUGAACCCUGCUCUCAUUACAUGUUCCCUAAAACUUCCCUUCGUUCAGGUUACACAGUUUGCUGGACUCCAAGCAAUCAUAGAAAAUGUAGCCUCAGCAAAGAAGGUUCAUUUCAUUGACCUUGCAAUUAGAAGUGGAGCACAAUGCACAGCCUUGAUGCAAGCUCUUGCAACUCGUGAUGAAUGCUCGAUUGAGCUUCUAAAAGUAACUGCUGUCGGGACAACAUCACAGACAAAGAUGAAAGAGACAGGUAAAAGGCUGGCCCGUUUUGCUGAAGCAUUAAACAUACCCUUUUUGUUUAACACUGUCAUGGUGACAGACCUCAAAGACAUCAGUGAAGAUAUGUUUGAGUUAAAUGAUGAUGAAGCUGUAGUCGUCAGCUCCCGAUUUCUGCUGAGACAUACUUUAACACAAUCUGAUUGCUUGGAAUCUAUAAUAAGAGUGGUUAAGAACCUCAAUCCAUGCAUUGUGGUAAUCACAGAGUUUGAGGCAGAUCACACAUCUCCGAUUUUCAUGGAACGCUUUUCUGAAGCAUUGUCUUUCUAUACUACAUAUUUUGAUUGCCUCGAAGAUUGUUUUGAUCGGUGUGAUCAAAACAGGACGAUUUUGGAGGCUGCAUACUUGGGUCUAGAGAUCCGAAAUACUGUUGCAGCAGAGGAUGAAGAUAGGAUUUUCCGGGACAUGAAAAUUGAAGCCUGGAGAACCUGUUUGACGAAUUUGGGGCUGGUAGAAGUAGAGCUAAGUUCAUCAUCUUUGUAUCAAGCAAAUUUGGUGGCCACACAGUUUGCUCCUGGAAAUACUUGCACAUGUUGUAGGAAUGGGAAGUCCCUAGUUGUCAACUGGAAAGGGACACCAAUUCUUUCUCUUUCCACUUGGAAAUUAUUUGAACAAAGCAAGCCAAGAAGGAAUUGCAAUGUAAAACGCAAAUCUCUCGGUGACCCAGCUCUGUAA
Messenger RNA from Theobroma cacao (cacao), 1356 nucleotides. RefSeq names its product DELLA protein RGL2-like. The record is from RefSeq and is a predicted model, not a curated record. NCBI's taxonomy places the organism in Eukaryota, Viridiplantae, Streptophyta, Magnoliopsida, Malvales, Malvaceae.